AGUUGUGCACGAUGAAGAGGACCGGUGAAUGCCACAGUGCGCGUUUCAUCGCGUUUGCGUCUCUUCUCUUCGUUGUUCUCGUCGCUGAAGCGGCGGUGCUCGAUCGUCAAAAACGAGAAUUUGUUAUUCCAGACUGGAUCGAGAUCGUGGACGAACCUGUUGCAGAAAAUUCGAAAACGAUUCAAAGGGCGGUUCGAGUGAGGGACGCGAAGGUAACAUACGAUGGCGCACAGGUUUGGAGGAUCCAGGCAUCCGAGACGCAGAAGGACUUGGUAGCGAACGUGACCAUGGACUGUCAGGAGGCUGGAUUACUCUCUUUAUGGGUUGGAAACGACACAGCAGUGGACGUAAUGGUUCGUUCGGAAGAAAUUUCAAGAGUGUCUCGCUACUUGAAACAAAAAGAUCUACAAUAUCAAGUAGUGAUCGAGGAUUUGCAGAAAGCGAUAGACGAAGAGAAUCCAUCGCUUUCCCAGGAAGAGAUGGACGAACUGGAAGGUCGCAAAGCUCGUUCUGCUUGGUGGCAGGGAGUCGCGAUUAGGGUGCCAAAUAGAUAUUCACGUCCUCGUCCUCUUCGUUAUCCUGUAGCUAGCGUGUACGGUAUCGGUGGCCCUUGGCGUUUCAGGGGUCAUCGAAUGGAAUGGACCAGUUAUCAUCGACUCGAGGACAUUCAUGGAUACCUUGAUUACCUCGCUGAGACGUUUCCCGACGUUUGUUCCGUUGUCAGCAUUGGUAACUCUGUCGAGGGCAGACCUCUUAAGGUUUUAAGAAUCAGCAAUGGAAAAGCAGACGCCCCAGCAUUGUGGAUCGAUGGAGGCAUCCAUGCUCGAGAAUGGAUCUCACCAGCGGCAGUGACUUACAUUAUCAAUCACUUGGUGGAAAAUAGCGAGGACCUCGAGGCUGAUUAUUAUAUUCUUCCGGUGGUAAAUCCUGAUGGGUACGAGCACACGUUCACGAGAGACCGUUUAUGGAGAAAGAACAGGAGAAGGUCUGUUGGUAGUCUGUGCACCGGAGUCGAUCUUAAUCGGAACUUUGGUUAUCGGUGGGGUGGCUUGGGAACUAGCAAAGAUCCCUGUCGUGAAAUUUAUGCAGGCUCUGGACCAUUCUCUGAACCGGAAACCAACGCCAUUCGAUACUUUUUCGAAGCUAGCGCUGCUAAUUUUAAAGCAUAUCUAACAUUCCACAGUUAUGGCCAAUACAUUUUGUACCCAUGGGGUUAUGACAAACGCGUUCCACCUGAUUAUGCUGAUCUUGAAAACGUUGGCAGACAAGUAGCGGCUGCAAUGAAAAAAGCAGGGGGUGCCAACAGCGUUUACACGGUUGGAAACAGUGCUACUACCCUCUACGCAGCUUCCGGUGGCUCCGAUGAUUGGGCCAAAGCUAUUUUGAAAAUGAAAUACACUUACACGAUAGAAUUGAAAGACACUGGAAAAUAUGGUUUCGUUUUACCAGCUCAUUAUAUAAUUCCGACAGCUAAGGAAGCGUUGGCCGCGGUCAUGGUCGUUACGGAAGCUUGCAAAUCGUUGUAACCAUUGACUCGUGGCGUAAUUGUAUAAAUACAAGUUGAUAUCGGUUGUUGUGUGUACGGUGUAUCUGUGUAUUGUAAUUAUUAGCGGAUAAGGCGAGUGAUAAUUAACGAAUGAUUAUUUAUUAAAUAAAACAAAUUAACAAUAACAAUCCGUCGGUAUCA
This is a messenger RNA of Bombus pascuorum, 1687 nucleotides long. RefSeq names its product carboxypeptidase B-like. The transcript has 7 exons. Bases 12 to 1526 code for a protein of 504 amino acids. Gene Ontology annotation, molecular function: metallocarboxypeptidase activity; zinc ion binding. Gene Ontology annotation, biological process: proteolysis. The record is from RefSeq and is a predicted model, not a curated record. NCBI's taxonomy places the organism in Eukaryota, Metazoa, Arthropoda, Insecta, Hymenoptera, Apidae.